AUGCAAAAUAAAAUACAGUCUCCAAGCAAACCGCACAACAACUGCGCAACAAACCAUUACCGCACAACAACCUGCGCAUUUGAGUCACUUUGGAAGAUACCUCGAAAGUUUGGAAAUAUGGCAGACGCAGUGGCAGUCGAUGAAGAUAUGGGAGAGCAUCAUGGUGAUCCAAAUGAAGUCCAAGUGAUUCUUCCCAUGGAAGAGUUUUCCGACGAUCUCGAAUUACGACUGGGCAGAGCCAAUGGCAACAUUUAUCACCGUCGCCCAGGUGUAGAAGGCGUUCAUGAUGGACAAGUCAUGGUCCGUCUCAAGAAGAAGCGAUUCAUCUUGAUUGAUUAUUCCAUUGUCCCCAACGAAGCCGAUCUCGCAGCUUCCAGUGUGUCUCCCAACAUUUCCUGCCCCAAUGGCGCCGGCAAGCAAAAGUGCCACCAUCCAGAAUGUCCCAAAGUGGGUGUUCCUGUGUUGCUCUAUGAUAGUGAUCCCAACGAACCAUCCUCUCUCUACAUGCGCUCGGGAUUGUGCUUUACCUGUCAGCGCAAUCUCAAUGAAAAGAGACGGACCCAACGCAAGCGUGCGUCGGACAUUGGACCUUCCAGUGUCUUGUACGCCGUUGGACCCGGCCAAAAGAAGGUCAAACUCAAUGGUCAGACGGUCAAUCUUCAAUCCGAUGCCAUUAUAUUGAAUGGACCACCGAUUGACGGGGCCAAGUCCAUUCGAGAUGGCUAUUCGUUUCAUGAUAUUGGAAUUGAUAUGACCGCCAAUGUACUCAAGGCUGUACGAGAUACGGAUCGUUUAGUGAAUGCCGUCUCGAGUAAUACUACCACUACAUCGGCACCUAACGGGUCGGACGGGGGUUCCGACGAGAGUGUCGCUGACAUUGCUGCUCGGGCUGCGGCUGUGGUCAGCGCCAUGACUCCAGAAGAGGCCGCCACCAAUGCGGCUGUGGAUGCUGCAGCGGAUGCCACCAAUAGCGAAGACAUCCCAGCGUUGUAUGACAAGGCUUUUAACUCGCUGUCCAAGUCGAUUUACUUGCUGAGCCAGUGGAAGCAAUCCUGGGAUUCGGUCAUUGCGGCUGCUGUGGCACAAGAGACUGUUGCCGAUCCAUCCUUGGUGGAUGCGGUGGCUUCUGCGGCUGCUGUGGCCGCUGCGGCUGCGACCGAGAGCCAAGACAACAUGGCAUCCUUAUUGCUGGCAGCUGAUCAGCGCAAGGAUGGGGCGAAGCAGGAACAAGAUGACGUUCCUGUAUACCAUGAGGUAUGA
This is a messenger RNA of Cylindrotheca closterium, 1260 nucleotides long. The record is from the annotation of a GenBank genome assembly. NCBI's taxonomy places the organism in Eukaryota, Bacillariophyta, Bacillariophyceae, Bacillariales, Bacillariaceae.